AUGUUGCUGGAUCCGGUUAGCGCGGCUGGCUGGGUGACACUGACAACGUCUUUGUUUCUUGCCUACACCACCACCACCACCACCAUGACGACCAUGUUCCUCUCCCCCGGCAUCAAAGCCCACGCCGCCAACACCUUCCUCGCGUACCUCAGCGCCGAGGCCCGGGAUCGCGGCAUCUGGGACGGCGAGGGCGGGGCCCUCCUCCCGCGCGCCCAGUUUUCUGCCGUCUGGGCCGAAGUCCGAACGUGGCCGGUCGUUGACAAGAAAGUGCAGGAGCGCAAGAUCGAGGACGUCGGUGUCGAGAGGGCGGCUAGCCAUACGUGUCGCUGGGCCCCCGAAGGAGAGAAGUUGCCGUUUUAUGGCUUCAAGCGGAUUGAACUCACUGAUCUUAGCCUGGUCGGCCGCUUGGUCUGGGCUGUUGACUUAGCGCUGUACAUUCGUAUGAGCUCGGAGUACUAG
Aplosporella prunicola CBS 121167 is the source of this 459-nucleotide messenger RNA. RefSeq lists its product as uncharacterized. The record is from RefSeq and is a predicted model, not a curated record. Bases 1 to 459 code for a protein of 152 amino acids. Lineage: Eukaryota; Fungi; Ascomycota; Dothideomycetes; Botryosphaeriales; Aplosporellaceae. The transcript has 4 exons.